AGCAUCAACAUUGUCCCGAGCGUCCCACCAGGCAGACACGGUCCAUGGCCGAACCGGUUACAUCGCGCUAUCAGGCGACACGCACACAGCCACCAGGUUCUCGGCUAUGGCGAAGGGUCCUUGGUACCGUCGUGGGCCUUGUCAUCGGCUCCUUCCUGCUGGUACUCAUAGGCAUGAUCGCCAGCAUGGACGUCUUCAUGCCUAGCAACGGCGUCUACCGCAACGUCAGCCACACCAACAUGGGCGUCCUCGAGACCGUGAUCUCGGUCGCGGUGAAGAACAUCGCCGAUCGCUACUGGAGUUCCGACAAACGUGGCGGAGCCCUCGCUACCCACACCACCGACAGCAAGGACUCCUCCCCGUUGCUCACCCAGAACCGGUCGCUGGCAUUCCACGAGGAACUGCGCGGACAGCUGUCCAUGGGCGCGCACCCUGCCGACGUUGGCAACGGCACGGCUUACGGCUCGACAGAGUUAACUGUUCGGGCCGCUGACGUGCCUGGCGUCAGACUGGCGGCUAGUGAGGGCUUCGGGAGGCGCGAUCCUUCGUUAACAGUGGCACGAAAUUUCCGGAGGAAACGUCGGAACCGAUUACGUCGGUAGAUCGCCGACUUGUUGAGAAUGGCGCGGUGCUGCAUAUGGUACGAGUAAA
Messenger RNA from Dermacentor silvarum, 651 nucleotides. RefSeq lists its product as uncharacterized. NCBI's taxonomy places the organism in Eukaryota, Metazoa, Arthropoda, Arachnida, Ixodida, Ixodidae. The transcript is spliced from 2 exons. Bases 45 to 602 code for a protein of 185 amino acids. The record is from RefSeq and is a predicted model, not a curated record.